This is a messenger RNA of Aspergillus calidoustus, 1344 nucleotides long. The record is from the annotation of a GenBank genome assembly. NCBI's taxonomy places the organism in Eukaryota, Fungi, Ascomycota, Eurotiomycetes, Eurotiales, Aspergillaceae.
AUGAAAAUCAAAGCACUUUCGCGAAGCAGUGCCUCGCAGCAGGCGCCGGGGACUGCUGUGGUUCGACAACCUCGAAAUCUAGAUCCUUCUCAGCACCCUUUUGAGCGUGCGCGUGAAUACACGAGAGCUUUGAAUGCUGUUAAAUUGGAACGCCUCUUUGCGGCACCCUUCCUAGGUCAGAUGGGUGAAGGCCAUGUUGACGGUGUGUAUUCUAUGGCCAAGGACCCCGGUUCUCUGGAACGAUUUGCUAGUGGCAGUGGUGAUGGUGUGGUCAAGGUCUGGGACCUGACAACUCGAGGCGAGGUCUGGAACACUACGGCACAUGAAAACAUUGUGAAAAGUGUAUGCUGGACGCCCGAUCGGAAAUUGCUCUCAUGUGCCGCCGAUAAGACUAUAAAACUGUUUGAGCCAUACAACUCUUCAUCUGAGGCUCCUCCUCUCGCAACAUAUCUCGGUCAAGGAUCCUUUAACAGUCUUACCCACCACCGAAACCAGCCGUACUUUGCCGCUUCUUCUUCGCAGAUCUCGAUUUACGAUCUUUCCCGACCUUCCUCAACACCUUCCCAGACACUACACUGGCCCACAAGCGUUGACACAAUCACAUCCGUCGCCUUCAACCAGACAGAGACUUCGGUUCUUGCUUCGACCGCACUUGACCGCUCCAUCAUCCUUUAUGACCUUCGCACUUCCUCGCCUCUCUCAAGGCUCGUUCUCAGACUCGCAUCCAACGCUAUCUCAUGGAACCCGAUGGAGGCUUUCAACUUUGCAGUCGCGAAUGAGGACCACAACGUAUACAUGUUCGACAUGAGAAAGAUGGACCGCGCUUUGAACAUCCUCAAGGACCACGUCGCUGCGGUCAUGGAUGUUGACUUCAGCCCUACGGGUGAGGAGCUUGUCACUGCGUCGUACGACAGGACAAUUCGUUUGUGGAAUAGGGCAACUGGAUACUCCCGUGACAUCUAUCAUACCACGAGAAUGCAACGUGUUUUUUCUGCCAAAUUCACUCCCGACAACAAAUACGUCCUCUCUGGUUCUGACGACGGAAACAUCCGAUUGUGGCGCGCCAAUGCUUCGGACCGCAGUGGGAUCAAGAGCGCCCGCCAGAGGACGAAGAUGGAGUACGACCAAGCCUUGGUUCAAAGAUAUUCGCACAUGCCAGAGAUCAAGCGUAUUAAACGUCAACGCCAUGUGCCACGGCCUAUCAAGAAGGCUCGCGAGAUCAAAAACGAAGAGCUCGCGGCUAUUAAGAGGCGCCAGGAAAAUAUUCGCAAGCAUAGCAAGAAGAGCACUUUGCCGCCAAGACAGAACGAGCGUGAGAAGAUGAUCCUGACCCAGGAGCAAUAG